UACUGGGCUUUCGAAUUAUGGCGGGAUUUUCGUAAUCGAAGUAGAGAUUUUCAGUAAUUUUUCGUAAAGCUUUGAGGCUUCCUUCGGCAAUGAGUUGGGCAAAAGAAGAAUGGAAGCAAGAAUUAUCAGCCAAUGCUAUCAAAAAUGUGUACGAGCUUGAGCAAAAAUGUGAAACAUUCCAGAAGGACUGCAAACAAAGGCAGUUUCAGUUGGACAGUUUACAAGCUGCUUUGGCCAAACAGAAGAAGCUAACAGAUGAUGAAAAGGCGAACUCUUCCUCUCUAAAGAAAGAGAAUCAUUCCCUGACUGAAUCCAUUCAAGAGUUAGAGCGAAAUCGAGAAAAGACUCUUCACGAUUUGAAUGCGAAGGAAGCACAGAUUCGUUGCCUUGAUGGUAAACUUGCUCGCUGUCAACAGAUGCUCGAUACGGAAAGUGCCAGUAAACUUCGACUGACAAAUGUUUUGGAUCAUUUGCAGCACGAUCAUAACCAGCUUGUGGAAAAAUAUGAAAAACAGAUGGCGGAUUUGACCAAAUCAAAAGAGGCAAAUAACCAACUGCAGAGACAACUCGCCGGUCAUAAAGAAAGAGUAAGAGCAUUAGAGAGUCAACUGAAAAGACUGGGCGAAGAACCACAUGCAAGAGUGCAGAAAAGCUCAUCUGGAUCAGAAUCUGAGUUGGAAUGGCAUUCUAAUCAGGAAAACAAGAUCAAGGAAAUAGAAGCAAAUCUUCAAAUGGAGAGAGAACAGCGCCAGAAAAUUGAAAAAGAACUACUUGCACUAAAAUUCAUUCCAGUAAAAGUUGACAGUGAGGUAUGA
This is a messenger RNA of Pocillopora damicornis (cauliflower coral), 815 nucleotides long. RefSeq lists its product as uncharacterized. Gene Ontology annotation, molecular function: microtubule binding; dynein complex binding. NCBI's taxonomy places the organism in Eukaryota, Metazoa, Cnidaria, Anthozoa, Scleractinia, Pocilloporidae. The record is from RefSeq and is a predicted model, not a curated record. Gene Ontology annotation, cellular component: nucleus; chromosome, centromeric region; spindle pole. Gene Ontology annotation, biological process: mitotic cell cycle; regulation of G2/M transition of mitotic cell cycle; metaphase chromosome alignment.